UUUUUGUUUUCUGUUUCGAAUUCCGUUAAAGUAAUUUAGAAAUGUAGUAUGCUUAAUUUUUUGUUUUGUUGUAAUAUUUAAUAAUUAUAAAAUAAUGAUUUAGUAAUCACCCAUUUUAAUCUGUAGUAUAACAAAAAUAAUAGCAACAUGGAUCGUGCGAGGAUACCCAUCGAAGAGUUAAUAACAUGUUUUAAAUCGACUACUACCGUUGAAGAUAUAUUUGAUAAAUUAGAAGGAUGGAAUCGAAAUGAUGUUCAACUUGAACAUUCAAAAGAUUAUACACUACAGAAACUGUUACUUCACUCUGAGAAUCCUAUUGAAUUAAAAGAAAAAGUACAGAGUAUUGACCAUAAAAUACUUAGCAAAUUUAUGGAAUUGAUUCAAGAAGUACGUGAAGAUAAAAAGUUGACAACGUUCUUGGAAAAACGGACUAAAGAAUAUGAGCGAGAAAUAAGUUGUUCAGAAUUUACACAACACUAUAAGAAUGAAGUUGAGAAAAAAAAUGAAUUUCAAAAACAACGACAAAUGAAAAAAGAAACAAAAGACAAAAAAUUAGUUUUGAAAAAAAGUGUUUGUAAUCAACUUCCACUUUGGAAAAAUAUUAGAAAAUAUCAAGCACUGGACUACUUUAAUAUACCAGUAUCUUCUUUCAAUACUAUUUCUCCUGAAGAAUGUGUUCUAGUUGAUGAUAUUCUUUCUUGUCUUCAGGGCUUUCAUGGAAAAUUCAUCACUCCAAAUAAACUUAAUACACCAAUUACUUUUAAUAUUCAUACAUCCAUAGAUCCACAGUAUAAAUGUUUAGUGUCAAAAAUACUUAGACUUGCAUCAGCUUAUACUAUCAUUUGUCGAUAUUGUGAAGAAAAUCGACAAAGCCAUAAUGGAUAUGUUAAUCAAGCUUUGGCUUGUUAUCUAAGCAAAUUUAUACGUGAUUACUUAAAUUUUAUAAUAAGCCUUGAAAAUCAGCACAAGUCUGAGAAUCUUAGUAUACAAUCAUUAUCAUUUGCAACCCAAGCUCAUGUUUACAAAAUGGAAUAUGUGGCUCGAAUAGUAUCAACAAUAAUGCUAGAAAAUAAAAAAGGUGGUCAGUCACUUUCAAUAUUACACGAAGAAGUUAUUCAAUGCUAUAUUGAUAAUUCACUUAAAAAACUUUUGGGAGGUAUGGUUGAAGUAUCAACAAUUCCAUUUUUCCAAUCCUUAGAAAAAUGGAUUUUCAAAGGACAAGUAUUUGACCCUUGUGAUGAGUUUAUGAUCAAAUGUGGUCACCUUGUGUUAAGUGAUGAUACGGAAAAAUAUUGGAAUAGAUGUUAUACAGUCAGAAAUGAAUUUGUUCCAUCCUACUUAGAAAAAUUUAAAGAAAUUAUUCUACGAACUGGAAAAUACUUAAAUGCACUUUAUCACUGUAAUAUUCCAAAUAAAUCAAAUUUGGUUUACAAAUCUACGAGUGAUGAAAAAUUAAUAUACUCUUUGUGGUGUUCUGAUGCUACAAAUUAUCUUAAAACUAUAAACAGUGCUUAUAUGUUCGCAAGCAAUAGUUUAUUAAAUGUUUUACUGAAUGACUAUGACUUAAUGAACAGAUUAAAAUCUAUUAAACGUUAUUUUCUACUAGAACAAGGAGAUUUUGUUGUUCAUUUAUUAGAUGUAUGUGAUGAAGAAUUAAAAAAACCCACCGAUGACAUUGUUUACAACAGACUAGAAUCAUUGUUGGAUAUUUGUUUGCGAGUAAAUGUUGGAUGUGUUGACCAAUAUAAAGAUGAUAUAAAAAUGGAAUUAAAAAAAGAUCCACUGAGUUUUCAAAUAUUUAAAAUACUUGCAAUUCAAACCGAAAAAGAAAAAGAUUAUACGAUCUUUCAACCAGCAUCAACCUUGUUAGGUAUACAAUCAUUUUGUUUAGGAUUAACUACACAAUGGCCAGUUUCUUUAAUAUUCAAUGAAACUGUUAUAUCAAAUUAUCAAAUGUUAUUCAGAUUGUUAUUAUUAUUCAAAAGUGUAGAACGUCAACUACUUAAAAUAUGGCUGUGUGAUAAACAAUUAAAAAAAAUACCAAAUUCAUCAGCAAUUACCUACAAAAAGGCUUUUAAUUUAAGGCAAAACAUGUUGUUAUUUGUUCAAAACCUAGAAUAUUAUAUGUUUGAAGAAGUCAUCGAAACACAGUGGCAAACAUUUACAUCUGCUAUUCAAUAUAACGUUAAAAAUGUUGAUGAGUUAUUGGAUGAACAGCAAAAGUUUUUAAAUCUUUGUUUGAAAAACUGUAUGGUUACAAAUCCUGAUUUAAUGAAACGCAGUAGAUAUUUACUAGAAUUAUGUACAGAAUUCAGUGAUUUCAUUCUUGAUUUAUCCAAAAGUCAUCUUAAUCUUAAAAUAGAUUUUAAAAAGCAAAUACAAAUAUUAGAAAACAAAUUUACAGCUGCAAUGAUUGACCUUUUAAAAUGUAUAAGAAAAAUGAGUAGAUUGGAUAGCGGUAAUAUUAUAUACAAUUUUUUGUAUAGGAUGGACUUUAAUGGAAUGUACACCGAGCAAAUUAACAAGGAUGAUACAGUUUUAUAUACAUAAACAUUUAUUUUUAAAAUUCACCUAAUGUACACUUUAUUACUUUUCUUUUUUUUU
Messenger RNA from Sipha flava (yellow sugarcane aphid), 2604 nucleotides. Its product is annotated as gamma-tubulin complex component 2-like. The record is from RefSeq and is a predicted model, not a curated record. Gene Ontology annotation, biological process: spindle assembly; meiotic cell cycle; mitotic cell cycle. The transcript has 16 exons. Lineage: Eukaryota; Metazoa; Arthropoda; Insecta; Hemiptera; Aphididae. The coding region runs from base 148 to 2550 and encodes 800 amino acids. Gene Ontology annotation, molecular function: gamma-tubulin binding; microtubule minus-end binding. Gene Ontology annotation, cellular component: gamma-tubulin small complex; spindle pole; centrosome.